This is a messenger RNA of Exaiptasia diaphana, 441 nucleotides long. RefSeq lists its product as uncharacterized. Lineage: Eukaryota; Metazoa; Cnidaria; Anthozoa; Actiniaria; Aiptasiidae. The transcript is spliced from 6 exons. The record is from RefSeq and is a predicted model, not a curated record. Bases 1 to 441 code for a protein of 146 amino acids.
AUGUACAGGCGAGGUUUCUUAGUGGAUUGUUGUGUGGUCMCUCAAGACAAUGAUGACGAGGCCGAUAAGAUUCCAAWAGAACUACUAGAGGAUCUAAAAUCAGGCCCUGGUCCUCAGGAUAACAGUGAUUCUAUUCCACGAGAAUUAAUGGAUAAAUAUGAGCAAGAUGCUGCAGACGAUAAAAAAGAAAAGCUGGCCAAGUUAUUAUUAGAUGUUAUAGACCGUCGAGAACGCCAAAAACAUCUUAACGAUGAYGGUCAUAAUGAAGAUGGUCAUAAAGACGAUGGCCAUGAAGACGAAGGUCAGAAAGAAGAUCUAAAACAACUGCUUGAUAGUUUAGCCUCAGAACCUAAAGAAGAUGAUGAACCAAUGACAAGGGAACUAUUAAAUGAUUUAGAAUCAAGUAAGUCGUUUAGUAAGAUACCGAAUAUAGCUGUUUAA